AUGUCUUUCAUUGUAGAACAAUUUCUUCUUGUUCUCAGUUUCCUCGCUAUCUUGAUCUCAACACAAGAAAUCGCUUCGAAAGCUUGCGCAUGCUAUAAUCAGGGUAUUUGUGAUCCCCAGACUGGUUCAUGUAUUUGUCCAGCAGGUUUUCUUGGUCGGCAGUGUGAACAGUCGCAGCCAACAACUCUAUGUAAUAAUGUUGUUUGCAAAAAUUCAGGAGUAUGCAACAUACUCUCGGCUACCGAAUCUAGUUGCUGGUGUUUGUUAGGGUUUCACGGUGAAUAUUGUGAGCGACAACAAGCUGCUUCCCGAUGUACGCAAGUUCAAUGUCAAAAUGGUGCAACAUGUUAUGAACAUUCACCGGGCUCAAGUGUUUUUGCCUACUGCGUAUGUCCACCGGGAUUUACUGGACGAUUCUGUGAAACAGAAUACUUCCGUUGUCCGCAAGCAGGUACUUUCGCGGAUGAAUACAAAUGUGCCCAAGGCUUUUAUUUCCUUUGCGAUUAUUCGAACCGUCGUAUCGCUGGUCGAUGUCCUCGAGGACUUCGAUUUAAUCUGAUGAAAAUGUCAUGUGAUCACUCCAGUACUGUCACAUGUCCUAAUAAAUAA
Adineta ricciae is the source of this 609-nucleotide messenger RNA. The record is from the annotation of a GenBank genome assembly. NCBI's taxonomy places the organism in Eukaryota, Metazoa, Rotifera, Eurotatoria, Adinetida, Adinetidae.